CUGUUAUUCUGUAUUAUCAAAAUCCUUUUCCUGACUGAGUGCUAUGAUUACGCUUAGUUACUCAUAUGUUACUUGUAAGUAUCCUGUAUCUGGCCCCUUUGCAGAAAUAUCCAUCCAUGUGCAAAUCAUAUUCUAUGUUUUGUAGAGUCGGCGAUCGAUCUAUGGAAAGUUCAGCAGCAUUGGCCAUAUGUACUGAGUACUUACAACAGUCAUCAAGAUAUGAUUUGCUCUCUCCCCUGGCUUCCAUCGGAUGCCGGCUCAACAAACACUGGUUUGCUAUACACGACAAUUCUAUCAAAACUGACAGACUUCUUACGUUGAUGCCGUUAACAUCAAAAUGCCCUAUCGAGCAGGGUGACCGCUCCAAGGGUCUCAUCAUGGAGCUGUUCCGCGCCCUGCAUCACCCCUAUAUCUACCCCGUUCUAGACUUGGAGCUGUGUAAUGGACACGCGCUUACAGUACUGCCUUUUAACGCUAGAGGGAGCUUGAAAGAUCUUAUCUAUAAGAGUACGUGGAAUGACGAGUACAGCCGUAAAUACGGCACAGCGGGCACGGGGCUCCCGGCGUGGCAGGUGGCCAGGUUCGGACGCCAGAUGCUAGAGGGACUGCUCUUCCUCAAGGAGAAAGGGUUUCCGCCUUUCCGCCACUUACAUUCAGGGAAUGUUGUCGUCCAAAACGGAGUCGCACGGAUAUGUGGCUUGGAGAACACCCUGAUAGGCGCCCAACCUAGAUGUCCGAUAGCGCUGGCGGCGCAGCUGGAGCACGUCGAGGCCUUAUCUCUGGGUCACGUGCUGUUCGAGAUGUGCGCCGGCGCAGAGAUCGACCUCUCGCUCCUACCUGACCUGCUACCCAAUUAUCCAAAUGUUGUGGAGAUAAUAGAGCAGAUUUUCAGCCCUCGCACGCCGAGCCUGCACGAGCUGCUGCUGUGCGAGCUCUUCCGGAAGAUCGACCUUCGCGAGAUGAAGGGAUCCUGCUUACCGAACUUCAGCCAGCGCCUGUCGCGCUCAUGUCUAUCGCUGCUAGGUGAGGUAGCGCGACGCACGCCGGGCUCGCCGCGCACGCGCACGCCGCCGCGCCGCUCGGGACCUGCCUCGCCCGCCUCACCCGCCACACCCACUGUCAGGAGGUGAACCUCUCUUCUACCCAUGCAAACCAAACCCACUUUUAUUGUAUUCAUAUACUUCUGCGCAUCCGCCCUAGGUGUUGGGUUGCGGCAGCAAACGUAUCAAAUCGCGUGUGCUGUCGCAACCUUUCAAAUAUUGCAAAACAAAACCUUU
This is a messenger RNA of Trichoplusia ni (cabbage looper), 1277 nucleotides long. RefSeq names its product slowpoke-binding protein (gene Slob). The coding region runs from base 66 to 1130 and encodes 354 amino acids. The transcript is spliced from 7 exons. NCBI's taxonomy places the organism in Eukaryota, Metazoa, Arthropoda, Insecta, Lepidoptera, Noctuidae. The record is from RefSeq and is a predicted model, not a curated record.